Molecule: messenger RNA, 1068 nt
Organism: Lachancea dasiensis
Lineage: Eukaryota; Fungi; Ascomycota; Saccharomycetes; Saccharomycetales; Saccharomycetaceae
Source: the annotation of a GenBank genome assembly
AUGUUUAGACGUAAGAAAGAUAAGAAAGAAGAAGAAGUAGACACUUCUCGGCUCAUCUCGAUACAAACGCCCAUUGCAGACUUGCCAGAAUCUAUUCAGCCGGCAAAAACGUCGAAGCUGACGCCUGACCAGGAUGCUAAGUACGCAGAGGUGCUCCGGCACUUCCAGGAUGCAGAAUUAAAACUGGCAACGUCGGAAAAGCAACAGCAGCAUGGUGGAGGAAACGACGAUGGCCAGCUGGAAACACUCUCGUCGGAAGAAAAAGCCUGGCUCACUAGGGAUUGCUUUUUGAGGUACCUACGGGCCACCAAGUGGGAUGUGCAGGACUGUAUUUCUAGAAUUGAGCUGUCGAUUGCAUGGAGACGACAAUUUGGCAUAGAUAAGAUGGGUGAGGAACACGGCGACUCGCUGAAAGCCAAUAUGGUGGAGGAAGAGGAGGAAACCGGAAAGCAAGUGGUGCUGGGCUUCGAGAACGAUGCUCGUCCCAUCCUAUACCUCAAGCCCGGUCGUCAAAACACGAAGACCUCGCAUCGUCAAGUUCAGCACCUUGUUUUCAUGCUGGAAAGGGUCAUCGACUUUAUGCCUCCGGGACAAGACUCGCUUGCGCUGCUGAUUGACUUCAAAGAGCACGCUGACGUUCCCAAGGUCUCAGGUGGAAGCAAGAUCCCCCCUAUAGGCGUCGGAAAAGAGGUACUACACAUCUUGCAGACUCACUACCCAGAAAGACUAGGGAAAGCCCUGCUCACCAAUAUCCCGUGGUUGGCGUGGACUUUUCUGAAAAUGAUUCACCCAUUCAUUGAUCCCUUGACCCGUGAGAAAUUGGUAUUCGACGAACCGUUCCCCAAGUAUGUUCCCGAAGAUCAAUUGGACAGACUUUACGGCGGCCUUCUAGAUUUCACGUACACUCAUGACGUUUACUGGCCCAAACUACUAGAAAUCGCGGAAAGCAAGAGGGCCCAUUACCUGUCGCGAUUCGAAAAAUUCGGAGGCUUGGUUGGGCUAAGUGAAUACGACCUAAGAGGCAGUCAUCCUGACCUUCUCUACCCAGUGGAGUCGCCCGAGAAAUAA